This is a messenger RNA of Protopterus annectens (West African lungfish), 9873 nucleotides long. RefSeq lists its product as uncharacterized. NCBI's taxonomy places the organism in Eukaryota, Metazoa, Chordata, Ceratodontiformes, Protopteridae. The record is from RefSeq and is a predicted model, not a curated record. The coding region runs from base 644 to 2530 and encodes 628 amino acids. The transcript has 8 exons.
AAAAUAAAGACUGGUGAAUGAUAUAACAUGCCUCUCCUUGGUUCACAAGUGCCAGCUAUGUUUUUUAACUAGAGCGCACAAGUUACCUGGGUGUUGAGUGUAGCUCACUGUACCUUUAAAGUGAUGUACCCUAAGCGUAAGUCAGUAAAGCGGUGUGAGGAAUGCUGUUUCUCAGGUACACAAACUUCAGCUGCGGCUUAUACUUUUGGACAGCACGAUUUGGUUUCGGUUUGAAAUCUUUCUCUUUUUUUCCUCCGGUUAGUUUUGUGCUGGUAGCCACCUAUAGUGUGAAAAAAAGGAAGUUUACAAAGUGACAGCUGUGACAAGCUGAUGGGCAAAGGUUAGACAAGUGAGGGCGGAUCUUCUUGAGCAGCAGGUCGAUUCUAGUUACAAACACUACCUGAGAGAUUGACUAUGCAUAAGUGACAGAUAUAUGCAUACCAUGUACUGCAAUACUGACUGGAAAUAUUUUUUGACACUGGAACUGAAGUGACUGGGAACGUACCGCCUGCGUGCCAGUAGUUUGGGUUCUAGCAAAUCUUGAAUCGGCAGCUCAUUAAUCCCGGCUGCUGCCAGCUUUCUAGUCUGAGGAUCGAACUCCAGACUCCUACUCAGCCUGCAGACUGGCCACUAAUUUGACUCCAUGGCUCCAAUUUUGACAGCAGGCAUUGAAGCCUGGGUGGAAAGUAAUGGUUUCUCUCUGUGGCAGUGGAGUGGAGCUUCAGUUAUCCUUUUGGUGCUUCUGGUCCCUCUGCUGUUUCUGUGUUCAUUUUGCAAAAACUCUUCUUCAAAAUCAUCUAUGGAUCCUGUUGUAACAAAUGAUUCAGCACAGCUUAUCAAAGUGACAGCAGUAAAAGACUAUGGUAUUGACCUCAGCAUGCAAGAAAUAGAGGCAGUAAAGGCAACGCAAGAUAACUUAAACUCUAGUAAUCCAGCAACACAGACAAACAUAAAGAUAAAUGGCUCAGUUGUGCAAGAAAAUCUAGAAGAAGUGGAUGCACUACAAAGGCAAGGAAUACAAAUGAACUCUAAUGGUUCUAUUAAAGGGCAAACAAAUGUAACACCUUCAGAGAUGGGUGUCAUUACAGAUAAAGCUGAUCCUGCUGCUACUGAUGAAGAUACAUGGGUGUCUAGAACUUUUGUCAAUGUCAUUGCUGAGCCUGGGUCACCACAGCUAAGAGCACUGCCAGCCAUUCCAAAAAGUGAAGUUAAGAAAGAUGGCUUUACUGAAGUUGUAAUCAAUCAACUGUAUGAAAGUCUGAAUGAAAUUAUGGAGAAUGAAACAAAAGCUGACUUGACCAUCCCCAAAUAUGUGAAUAGUUUGCAUUCAACAAGCAUGAAAGAACAUUCUAGUGAUUGCCCGGACUCCAAAAUUUCCAAGAACAUAGAUGUUCUUACGGAAAAAGUUGUGAAUGAACUCGAAGUGGACCUGGCAAACCUCAACACUACAAUUGUUCUAGAUCCCUGCAAAAACGACAUACAAAAUGAAAAUAGUUCUGCUGAUUUCCAGAUUAACAAUCAAAAAGAGAGCAGUGGAAAGUUAGGAGCUUCAAUUUCAAAUGAUGUCACAGAAAUAGAAUGGCCUACACCACCUCCUCCUCCACAAUUUUUGGAUGAUCCAGAAGAUUCUCUGUUUGACACUGCACAUUAUAAUGAACCAAAUGAGUUCUGCAAGGAAGAUGCAGUGGUAACUGACAGUACUGAUGAUGAAAACAAAAUCAAGGAAAACAAGCUUUUAGCAGUGUAUGCCCGUGUAAGCAAGAUGAUUAAAAACCCCACCACAGCUGAGUCAUGGAGCCUAUCAAACAUGGGGGAGGAGGAAGAGGAAGAUCUGCCACCACCAAUUCCGGAGAAACAUUUUGAGAUUAAUAAUGUGACAGAAGCCACACAAGAGGGCGCCAAUAAUUUCACGGACAAAUCUGCUGCUGAGGGGCUAUCACAAGAAAAUGCCCAUUCCAGCCAGAAUUCCACAGUGCAAGCUCCACCAAUGGUAGAAAAGCAGGCUACAGAAGCAGCACUCCUUGAUGAUGCAAUCUUUGACACUUCUAGGCAAGACAGUGCCCCCAAAUCAGAAUUUGCAGAUGCAGUGGAUAAAGGAAAUGAAAAUUCUAUGGCCAGAUCUACAGCUGAGGGAGUGACGCAAGAAAAUGGCCCAGUUAGCCAGAAUUCCACAGAACAAUCUUCAAUAACACCAGAAAAAUGGUAUUCAGAAGCAACAAUCCUUGAUGAUGAAGUUUCAGACACUUUCUGUAGGCAAGACGGUGCUCCCAAGUCGGAGGCCACUUACAAAGAGGAAAAAGGAAAUGCUGAUGCCAAGGACUCCAUGGACAGACCUGCCCCUGGGGUAGAGGUACAAAAAAAUCCCAUUGCUAUCCAAAAUUUCAUAGAGAAUGAUUCAUCAAAACAGCCUCGAGAAGCAACAAUCCUUGAUGAUGCAGUCUCAGACACAUCUAGGCAAGACAGUGCUCCCAUAUCAGAACCCACUCACAAAGAAGAAAAAGGAAAUAAAACAGACAACAAGAAAUGUUAAGUAUCCUUACAGUGCCUCAGGACCAGAGACUGAACUGUAGGCAAAACAUAGCCAACUACUUUCAUUCAGCAAAUAAAAACUGCCUUAUGUUUCUAUUCUGAUCAAGAUAAAGGCUGCCAGAGAAGUCAAAAGUGGACAGGAGUGAUCAGGCAAUGUUUUAUUUUGUAUUUCUGGAAAUAUCUCUAGCAAAGUUUAAAGGAAUGGAAAUCUAGGAAUCAGUAUUUGUACUUGCUGUUACUUUAAUUGAUUUCUCAGUGGCAGAUUGGGUGUACAGAGAUUUGCUAACUAGUUGCUAUCAGCUAAUCAAUGUACAGGUGUACCAUGUGGUUGCCACCGUGUCUUGAGAAAGUCACAAAAUACAAGUUACAAAGGCACACUUUACAUUCUAUUAACAUAUUACCUGCUCUGAGAAUAUCAUUUUUGGAUGGAAUCUUGCUUUUGUGAAUAAUAUUUAAUUGGUUGUAUAGUACAUGACUAAUGGGUUUGUGGACAUGGUAUGGAAGUAGCACAAGAAUCACUGAUCAGGAAGACUCCUCUAGGCAUAAAGCAUUAUGGGUAUAUGCUGUGAUGACUCCAAUAUAUCCGUCGGAUUAUUUUGUAGGAGCAUGACAGAUUGAAGCCACAUUAAUCUGCCCCUACAUUUUUUCCAUUAUGAAACCAGAUGUGUCAUAGCAGAAUCACAGAGAAAUGUAACAUGUUCAUAAGCAAAAUACAGAAAGUUAGAAACCCUCCACCGCACACAAAUUUAACUACUAUAAAGACAUGCCAGCCUCAUUCACCAGUCUCCAUUUUGAUGACACACAAUGUGUCUUUGCCUGAAACAUUUUUGCUGUCACUACUAGUUUACAAAAUAAAAUAGCAACAUGAUAGUCUCGAAUAUAGUGCUGUAAAAAACAGAAUCAGGCCAUCUUUAUUUUACUACUACAAUCUAAGAAUGUUAACACAUAAAUAAACAAGCAAGGAUAUAUUUAACACCUUGCAUGGCAGAAAUUUAAGGGAUUCUGUCAAUACAUUAUGUCCUGUGGCAUCCAAGAUCGUUUUACCCUUCUUUUCUGGGACUAUGAGUAUUUCUUAAAUUUGCUGAUUUUUUUUCUUAAUGCUUAAAGAAUUAGCUGAACAUUAAAUGAACCUGAAGUUAAAUGAUUUCAAGAAAAUAAAGCCUGACUGAUCCUUGGUUUCUACUGAAGAUUUGAACAUGUCAGCGUCAAAUAGAAAUACUGGGACAAGAAGAUUGCAAGCCAGGAAUGCCAAGGACCUCAUAAUCAAGCACUCAUAGUUGUUCCCCCUUCUGGACCCAUUUUUAUCACUUAUUCCUGUACAUACAUGCAUGCAUACAAAUAUUUCAGGCAUAGGCAAUAAUGCCCUUUUAGCCUGCCAAUAAGGCAUAUCAGCUAUUCCCAUAGUAAGUGUCCAGUUUGUUCUUAAAAAUAUCUAAGUUAGUACUUGCUUUAAUGUGUAUAUUCCACACACCAGCCACUAUCUUAGUGAACUAAUUAAUUCAUCUCUCUUAUUCUUAUACAUAGGUUGUCUGAUGAUUCUCUGCUACUUUUUGAUUCCCAGAGGUAAUUGUCGCUAAAUACCCUAUAUACCUCAAUAAGGUCUCCUUUUAAAUGUUUGGGUCUAUUUAUUUAUUUAGCAUUUGUUUACCAGGAAAAUCCAACUUGGAAUGAGUCAAUUUUCAGCAGAGGUCCAGGGAGAAAUUCUCCAGAUAUGUCUUUGUAAUGUGGGAGGAAAAUGGACCACCCAGCGGACACCCACACAAAUGCAGCAAGGACAUUCAGACUCUGCACAGAAGGUACCUCAGCUGAGAAUCAAACCAGAGAACCUCUUGUUGUGAGGCAACAAUGCAAACUGUUGCACCACUGCACCAUUCAAUGUAUCUAGCAAACAAUUAUUUCAUCAUUUCUGAUUUCCUAGACUCUAUAAAUCUUUUUAUACAAUUUGUAGUUCUAAAACUAUUAUGAAACAGAUGGUUGAUAUGAUGAGAAAACUCAAAGCUGGAUCUACCCAGGUCCUUAAAUGAAUCUACAGUUUCAAUCACUAUGUGUUAUAUUAGUAUUCACAUUUCAGUUUAUGUCUUCCAAAUCUCAUAUACUUAGUUUCUGAAGGAUUUAUUAGCAUAUUAUUCUCCAGUGCCCAAAUGUUCAAUUUAGUCAAGUUCUUUUGCAGAGAUGCCCUGUCAGUAACACAUUUAAUUAAUUUACCCAUUUUCAAGUCAUUUGCAUACAGACUGUAGAACUUCUCAGAUAGAAACGAUAGAAAGCCACAACCUAAACAAGUAUAAGCCUGGAACAGAGCCCUGUGGGAUACCUUGACUGUAAGCUAAUAUGUCACCUGUCCAAUUGUUGUAUGAUACUUGCCAUGUACUAUCUGUAGGCCAUGCAGCUAUCCAUCUUGUCAAGAUUACACCAAUAUCUUGUUGUUUUAAUUUAUUGAUCAGUGUUUUGCGUAUGUCCCUAUCAAAUGCUGAGGUUAAGUCUUUGUAAACUACAUUACACCAAUGUUUUUCAUUUACAGCUGUUAUUAUAUUGUUAUAGAACAUCAUAUUAUAGGUUGUUUAGAUUUUCAACAUAUGCAUGUUGAUGUAUGGUUUCAAGUCCCAACCUUUCCAUUUCUGACAGCGAUAACCUAUUUCAUUGUUUUCCUCAACAUGUAAGUAAACAUAUGGGUCUAUAUGACUCCAGGUUUGUCUUAUUCUUCUUUUCCUGAUAAACAGGUUUAACAAGUGCAUGUAUGCAAUCAGGAGGUAUCUCCCCAUACUUAAAUGAUCAGGUGAAUAACAGAUAUAAUGGUACUCGAAGUUCAGAAGUGUUCUCAGGUCAGUUUGCAUAGUUCUUUUUCAAUAUAAUCAAAUUUAAUUUCGGUAUUUGAAGUUACCAGGAUGUUACUGGGAAAUGUGUCACCUUCUUUGUGGAGCCAAACUGCUAUGAAUACUUGUGUUUGAGAUUAAAUUUUAGAAUCUUCAGACAGUUUAUCAAUUUGUAUAUCUUUACAACUUAAUAUUGUACUAUAAAAUGGUUUCCUGUUAUGCUCCCUGAAGGUCGGGAGAGUCAGUACUCGAUAUGCUCCUUCUGGUCUUCAGCAUUCCUAGCUUACAAUCUUCUUGUGAUGGUAUUGCUGUGUUCAACUCUGUCACUUUUGAAAAUUCAGUAGUAAACCCUGAUGCACACCUGCUUGUGUUGCCCAGCUUUAACUAGAUAAGAAGUAGUCUUGCUUACACAGUGCAUACAUAUUUGGUUAUGCUCUUUUAGCUGCAUAAAAGCAUGGUCAUGAAAUAAAUAUAUUACUAGCAUUAAACUGUGACAGAAGAACCUUUCCAUUUGUUAUUAAAAAUGUUUGUGUUUAGAUAAUUUACUUUCUUUUAGCAUAUGAUAAACCUUAAUUUAAUCAUAAUGUCAAGCUACCAAGUAGCUUUUCUUCCCAUGCCAUUUUAAUAAAACUGUCUGCUGUAGAAACAUGAUACAAGAAUUCAGAAGUAUACUUGGGCUAAGGAAUGGCUCAGUCAAGAUGCUCUUAAGAAAUAUUGUGUUUGAAUAAGUAAACUGGGCUGGUGGAUCAACUAACCUGAGGUUUAAACUGUAAAGGCAGUAACAGUUCUUUCAUUCAUUUCCUGAUUAUCAGCUUCAUGCAGUGCAGAGCUGUGGAGGAGCCAGACCCUUUGCUGGCAUUCAUUGAGCACAGGACAGAAAUUCCUCCUGAAAGUAGUAGCAGCCCAAUUGCAGGAUGCAUAUGGACAUUCAAUUUCACAUGGUUUGCUGAUGUGGUCAAUUUAGAGGAAUGCCGGUUCAUCUUCAGCACAUAUAUGGGAGGUAGAAGGAACCAGAGUACCUAUCAAAGGGUUCCAUUUACAUUGUCAAAAGGGCUGUUCAUCGAACACCUUUUAUCAACACGUAAAUGCCGAACUACCAAAACUUUGAUCGCACACAUAAGCAAAUUUUUUCCCAGGGGAAAAAAAUUGCUUGGCUGUCGUCAGGAAUUUGUCCUUUCCUCACCUGUAGUGUGAUCUUGAAGUUGGUAUAUUUAGUUAGGGGGGGUGUGGGGGGUGAAGUCCCUCACUUCAUAGGGUGUGAUAGUUUGUUUUCUUUGCUGCUGGCCAAGCUAUUUUAUCCCCUGGGAAAAAAUUUACUUAUGUGGCCGUUCAAAGUUUUGGCAGUUCACUGUUUACAUGUCGAUGAAAGGGUGUUCGAUGAAUAGCAUUUUCAACAACAUAAUAUAGACCCGCUAUCAAAAUUUCAUAAAGAUACAUGAAGGACCUGUAUACAUCAUAGACCAGAUACCCAAGCCAAGAAACGAACUGCUGACCCAAGAGCUAUGAGUCAGCAUUGCUGCUGUGCUGCCCAUAGUAAACUUUAAACCAAAAUGACAUGAAACUCUCUAAACUGCGAUGCAUGCUCUUCUGUGCAUUUUCAAAGCACCACAUUAUUAGUAGAACAAAUCUGAAAUGUAUCAUGAAAAAAUGGGUUUCUUCCAACAUCAUAGCAUUGCUUUUAUCCUAGAUGCCAUUUAUUGUCUUAUUUAAUGCUAGACAAUUUACUUCCAAUCAAACCACUUUCAGCCAUCAUUUAAAAAUGAUGACUUCUCCUAAUGACUGUCUCUCUGCUCCAUUAUUUACAUACAAACGGGGCAUAUUUAAGAACAUAUUUAGUAUAGAUGGUUGAAAGGUAUUAAGUAUCUCAUGCUGCUUCUGUGCCGCAUAAUACACUAGACAUGUGCGCUGGAUCACGUGGAGAACGAUCCACUUUUGUAUAGCACAGAUAAUGUUACUUGAUAUGUCUUGUUCCUUUGAAUGAGGAUUUAACAGAGAUUUGCUUUUUUCUAUGUGUUUCAUCCACCCUCUAUAAUUCCUUUGUGAUACUAACUCACAGUGUAAAUAUUUGUUAUUUAGGUCAUAAAGUAUGGAUAAGUAAGAACAAUCAAGAACAUAGUGUCAUUUCAGUUGUAUGGCAACAUUACAGGAAGGCAUAAAGGGCUGUGAAUAUUAAUAUUUCUCAUGGAACAGAUAACUAGAUGAGUAAAGGGAUGGCUAGAGGGACAGACAGAUAGCUGUAUACAGAGCAAAAUAGAUAGUAGAUAUUCAUAUAUGUGCAGCACACACAAAAUUAAAUAUAGCAAUGUUGCUCAUCAUCAGAAAUAAUAGAUAUAUGUGUUAAAGCCACUAUUCAAUAACUUUACUUGGAAUUUUAAACAUGGUAUUCAGCUAUGGCUUCUUACACACCUGCAAACAGCUGACAAGACAUUUUCUAUGGGCUGGCUGACACGUUGCCUAUUGCAGGUAUUUAUGAGUAGGGAGGAAACUGGAUCACAAAACAAACAACAACAAAAAAACAUGGGCAUAGGGAGGACAUGUAGACUCCUCAUAGAACUUCCCAGGCAAAAAACUGUAAAAUUAACUUAUGGAGGUAGAAAUGCUACUCACUAUACCACUGUAUAGCUCAGCUAAAAGGAAAUUAAAUGCCAUUUGUACAGUCCAUCACACAGGUCUACACAGAUGCAUAUUUCUUCCUUAAAAAAGAGGACAGACACUUGCUUUUCUAUACAGUCUUGUUAAAACUUAAGAAAUAUGCUGCAUUGUUUCUGUGUUCAUUCCAAUCACAGUCUUAGAUUGUGGAUUGUUCUUAGUCUCAGUUUAGAAUGGGCAGGUAUUAUAGUGGUGGUCAGCACAAGGGAUAUAAACUGAAAGCAGAACCAUAAAUGGUUUUAGUAAUGAGUAUACACAAAGUAGCAUAGUUUUUGUGUGUUGUAAAGCAUAAUAAUUUAUCUUUUGCUCAGUACUGUUGCACAGAGUUGUUACUAAGCAGUCAUAUUCAGACCAUCCACUUCCUUCUCCAAUCCAUAGAAAUGUAUAGUAUUGGUGAUUGUGCAAGCUCUGUUUGUAAUAAAGAUAGUCACUUUUAUAUAUGUGUCCGUAACUGAAACAGCCAAGGACUCCUAAUUAGAAUAAACUGCAGAUAGGCAAAUUAUUUAUUAGAAAUACAUGGUUAUCUCUUAAGAGAGUUAGAUAGGUAAUGUUGCUGUUUAGCUACUUUGGUAGAAAAGUAUAGUUUCAAAGUGCAGCAAUAUCUUCACUUUAAGAAAGAGGCAACAUCUGUUUCCUGUGGUUUUGAUUUUCUUUAUACCCUCUGCAGUCAUCUGCCACUCAGCACUGAUCAUCUUUCUGAGCUGGAUUGCUUAAGUAAUCUUAUUUAGUAAUCAACAAUUCAGGUGAUUGCUGUUAUCCACAUAUUUCCAUGCCAAAUAAACUGUUUACAAAUGUUAGAAAAAUAAGGUGGUGCUAGCUGGGUUCUGACCCUAUUAUUCCUAAUGUAUUACUGAAUGCAUAAGGUGAUACCUGUGAACGUAUAGACAUAGAAACCACGGUGUAACCAUUAGUCUGAUCAGUGCUGUUGCUGGGGAAAUGAUGCAUCUCUAACAGUAACAACUUACUAGUCUCAGCAGUAGUUCAUUUUGUACUUCUUUAUGUCUGAAUGAAGGGACAUAAAUGGAAUUCAUCCUGCGAUUAAGUAACUACUUAAAGUACUUUUUUUUGUUGUUGUUGAAUAACUAAACUUUUCACAAGAGCAUCUGAUAAUCAGAUUAUAGGAACUCGGUGGCCUGUAGACAAGCUGUGACAGGACGAAGUCAUUCAGAAUGGUAAAUGCUACUUGAUCAGAUUAUCUUUUCUCCGAAUGUUACCUUUUUCAGGGAUGAAAGCUACAACAGCCAUAUUUUGAGGCAUCACUCUGAUCAGCCCAAAAGUAGAAGCAAGUCCCUGCCAUGUUCUUUAAUCAAACUGUAAACCAAAUAAUAUGCUUAAAAUAUAUGCUGAUGGUAGAAGUUUUUCUACAUAUGAAAAAGAUGGGCAGGGACUAUGAAUGCAUUCCUUUUUAAGUGUUCUGCCAAUCUGUGAGCACUAAGGUUGGCAGUGUGAUCCCUGAUAGGAUAAAUAACGACUCGGUCUCAGUUGCCAUUUUGUUCUUAGCAUUUAUUUCAUUUAAGUUACGAUACUUCUGCACUAGUGAGGCUUUGAUCAGCACUACAUUGCACUAACACAUUAUCUAUACCAUGAUCUUCACCCUCAUGAUCAAACCGUGCCAACUGUGGGUAAAUCUUUAUAUACCCACACCCACUUAUGGAUUAUUGCUUAAUACAUGUAUUCGGAUAUAUUAUUUGUCUACUCCAAGGAAAAAAAAGGUUGGUAAAGUAUCACAUUAAGGCCUUUGACAAAGCAUUUCAGAUUUUGCAUGUGAUGUAAGAAUUAAUAAUGGUACCAGGUUUAAGACUAGCUUUCUAAAUGUUAAUCACUCAUGCAUGAUUCAACAUUGAGAUUGCACUAGCUUGGGCAUUUUGCUUUUCACCAACAUAGU